AGGAGAAAUAUCUUGAAUAUUUUGAGGAAAAUGAUGAAAGACAGGAUUACAUUAAUGUCUAAAGAUAUUGAAGAUGGCAAAGAAGAAGCUGAAAAUCAUCUCAAAGCUGAUGGAAGGACCAAAUCAGACUAUGAUUUACUUGACUUGCUGCUUAUGAAAAGAGCCGAAUUCUCCAAUGAAGUUAUUGAGGACUUCAUUUUUGGUUCCAUUUUUGCUGGACAUGAUUCUACUUCAAGGGCAAUCGCUUUCAUGCUCUACCUCCUUGCAGAUUCUCCACAAGUUGUUAGAAGGCUGCAGACAGAGCACCUUCAAAUUGUCAAAUCCAAGCCAAAUUUAGACAGCAAACUGUCAUGGGAAGAUUACAAAAAUAUGGAGUUCAGCAAAUGUGUUGUUAAUGAGACCCUGCGGCUCAGCAAUGUUGCUCCUUUCAUUCCCAGGAAGACAGCUGAAGAGGUCAAGUAUAAAGGUUUUGUUAUCCCAAGAGGUAACCUUGUAGUAGUCCACAUGGGUGCAGCACAUUUAGAUCCUUCAAUUCAUGACAACCCCAUGGACUUUAAUCCAUGGAGAUGGAUGGGCCCAAAUUGUGACAAAACUAAGAAGGGUUACAUGCCAUUUGGUGGUGGUGCAAGAAUGUGCCCAGGAGAAAAUCUUGUAAGAUUAGAAAUGGUCAUCUUUCUUCAUCACGCCAUUCUUAACUAUGAGUGGGAGAUUGCUAAUAAAGAUCAUCCCAUGCAUCUUCCUUAUCUUGAAUUUCCAAAGGGCUUGCCACUUAGGGUUCAUGCUACUCAAAUAUUAAAUGAUUAGCAAUAACAACUUAAUUUACAUGUGUUAUAUGUAUUAUUGUUAUAUAUCAGUAAGUCAUGAAUAUUGUCUUAUGAUGCUUGGCACUAUGUAUUAUUGUCUAUAAAUGGUAUGUUGCUUUCAUAAGGGUUCAAGGAAUGAUUUUCUUUUCAAACAUGUCAUUUUAGACAAAGUCUUAUAUUGUACAAAUU
Molecule: messenger RNA, 992 nt
Organism: Phalaenopsis equestris
Lineage: Eukaryota; Viridiplantae; Streptophyta; Magnoliopsida; Asparagales; Orchidaceae
Product: cytochrome P450 90B1-like
Exons: 5
Coding region: 31-804 (257 amino acids)
Biological process (GO): sterol metabolic process
Molecular function (GO): monooxygenase activity; oxidoreductase activity, acting on paired donors, with incorporation or reduction of molecular oxygen; iron ion binding
Source: RefSeq, a predicted model, not a curated record